UCUAACGCACAGACUGGGAGUUAGUGUGUGUGCGGAUCUGUGUGCAGGAGGAGGUAUCUCAUUCCCCUCCAACAUCUCCUCCACUUUGCAUCUGUCUCUCACAGUUAGCUUUUUUUCUCUCCUACCCCCUCAUUGAUUCUGCAAAAGAGCUGCAGCCGGCCAGCUUUUCUACUACAGCGGACUUAAUCAAGUUGAUGCAUACUGCAGGUACUGUCUAUGGGGAAGGGUCUGGGGCACUGGGAUGGUUUUGUUUUCCAGGGCUUUUCCCAGUGUCUGGAUACUUUUAGUCAGAGCUCUAUGGAAAGGGAAGUGAAAGAUUUGUAUGUGUACAGUAGUUGUGUACCGUAGCUAAGCAGGAGACUGGUGUUUUUGUAGUCAGGAAGAGGUUUCCAAGUGAGAUUUUAACUGAUCUAUUUGUUUGUGGAUGUAGUUUUUCUCUGGUUUGUUGUGAGCAAGUUGGGCUUGGAGUUGAUUGCUGGUCCAUUGAUUGUUGAAUGUUUGUUGAAAUUAUUAUCAUUUUUUUGGGAAAUUAUUCUUAUUUGUUUCAACCAAAAUAUAUUUCGUAAUUUGUGUUGAAACUAAUGCUUAAAAGCUAUUUAACAAGUAUUUAUUGUCUGGUAAACACACAGUAUUACUUUAUCAACAUUUUAGAUAUUUAUACUCAAAGUUAUUCUGGUUAAAACAUCCCAGAAUGAUGUAAAAAAUAAAAUAAUCAAUAUGGUCAUUUUCACUAAGAAUAAUUCAAUGUUUUAAAUCUAAAUGGCUGUGAAAUUACUUGAAAGCCCAAUGUCCUCUUUCCCAAGCUUGUGUUCAUUUUUUCUGUUGGUGGUGACUAAUUUAGAACUUGCAGAUUUGAGCUGCCUGAAUUGGCUAGACAGCUGUAAUCGCACUCCUCCUAGUCUUAAUCUCUUUAUCUGGGCAGCAGCUGCCAUAUGGCCCCAGUCAGCUGCAUCAGAUGUUUGUAAGCCUCCUUCUCCGUCCCUCUCUGUCCUGACAGACCCCUAAUUUGAUCGCUGCUACCUUGUGAGUUGUCCUGCUAUCUUUAUUUUUAGACAUCUUAAGGAUUAGGAUUGAGGUAGACUACAGGGCACUUAAAGUGAUUGUAUUGUAAAUCUUCAGUGCUGGUCUCUUUGAGGAGGAUGUGCAGUUUCUCGAAAUAUUUGGGGAGGGGGAGCGUGGGGUGGUGGGGGUUGGCUGGGGGGUUGGACAUCCUUGUCCCAGUAAGCGUCUCAUUAAAGAAAAUCUGAACUCUGCUCCAAUGAGGGGGAUCGCGCACUUGUUCACUCACAUUCAAAUGGGUUUAUUUAACUGCUUUGGUUAAUGGUCAGGCUCAUGUAUUAUUUCAGGCAAGAAAACGCUACUUGGUUAACAGGUGUGGGGGAGGUUUUCUCAUUCAGAUUUCUGAAUCUGUUAUUAUGAAAGUUGAUUUAGAAAAACGUAUUCAUGGAAUGUAUUUUAUGAAUAGGACUCUCUUUUUUUAUUGGAUCUAACUAACAGUGGGAGUUGGCAAUAAAUGCCCUUUUGUAAUUACCAACAAGGCAGCUUGUUUUUCAAACCCUUCAAUUCCGCAUGUACAGUUGUCAUUCUCAGUAUACUUAGGCCUCUGGAAUAGGUAGCUUGUGUAUGUGGGGACUGUUUGUGUACCGGAAAGCCUGUUACCUAAAGAGGCUGACCAGGCUAAAGUGGGUUAUUAAAAAGAACCACUAGGAGCUGGGAGAGUAAAAGCGUAGAAGCUGUUCAGUUAGCAGGCAGGCGGGCAUCUGUGUGACCAGGAGGCGCUCAGCUGCUGAAGCCUCUCUGUGAUCAUGUGGAACGGCCAUAGAUCGCAGUCUAGAGCAACACCUCUCCCAAAUAUCAUCUGGAAACAUUUAGGUUAAUGGAGCAAUUAGACUUUAUCCGUUUUUUAUUUGGUGUUUGUGUGUCUGAAAGUUUGAAUUUGUUGUUGCUAAAACAUGUUAGCAGAAUUUAAAAAGGAAAAUGUAUCUUUGGUGAUGUUUUAGUGACAUUGUGUUUUGUAGAUAUAGUUUAAAAUGUCAAGGACUUCAUGUGUAGGAUAAUUUGUUGUUUUAAUCUGUUCCUUUUUUAAUGAGAGAGAGGGCGAGUGAGUGCAAUUGUGUGUGCAUGAGGUGAGAGCGAGUGAGAGCUGAGUGGAUGAGAGGAUCCAGACCGGUUGUAUACAAGCUGAAACAAAACAGUAGCUGUUCUAAAAUAAUGUGCCUAACAUCUGCUGUCUGUUCUAGGUUAUGAAGACAGCAUGGAGUUCCCAGACCACAGCAGACAUUUGCUACAGUGUCUGAGCGAGCAGAGGCAUCAGGGUUUCCUUUGUGAUUCCACUGUGCUGGUCGGCGAUGCCCAGUUCCGAGCCCAUCGAGCAGUGCUGGCUUCAUGCAGCAUGUACUUCCAUCUCUUUUACAAGGACCAGCUCGACAAAAGGGACAUUGUUCAUCUGAACAGCGACAUUGUUACAGCCCCGGCGUUCGCUCUCCUGCUGGAGUUCAUGUACGAGGGGAAGCUCGAGUUCAAAGCCCUGCCCGUGGAGGACGUGUUGGCUGCUGCCAGCUUCCUGCACAUGUACGACAUUGUCAAGGUCUGCAAGAAGAAGCUGAAGUACAAAGCCACUGCGGAGGCAGACAGCACCAAGAAGGAGGAGGACGCCUCCAGCUGCUCUGACAAAGUAGAGAGCUUCUCUGAGGGCAGCACGGGCCACCCGGCCACAGCCGACCUACUGCCCAGUGACGAAGAGGACCUGGAGGCCAAGCAGGACCCCAGCAACCUGUGGAUGAGGCUGCCCUCCGACCGCCCGGGCACCCCGGCCACCGCCACCAGCCCAAGGGAGACUGACGCCCAUGGCAGUCCCCCCAAACUGCAGUCCCCUGCCGGUAGCCCCAGCAGCUCUACUGGCUCCCUGUCCCGGAGGUCCCUGGGCUCCCAUGGCUCCCGAAGCUCCCGCAGAGUGUCGGCGGAUGCAGACUGUGUCCUGGACUUGUCUGUGAAGUCCAGCCUGACAGGGCCCAGCGAGGCCUUGUCCAACAACCCCUACUUCUGUGGCCGGGUGACGCCCGACAGCCUGCAGGGCACCCUGGUCCAGGUGAAGCAGGAGAAGAACACAGGCUCAGAUGAUGAGGGCCUGGUGAGGGGCGACUACGAAAUGGACCACAGCGGGCCCAAAGCCACCCCUCCCAGAACCAACGGAGGACUGAACCACCACGGGAUCGGCAGCCAUGCUCACAGACGCCUGGGCCUGGAGGCCCACCUCUCGGCCCUGCGUGACGCCUCCCUGGCCAGCGAACUGGAGCGUGACGACAAGGUCAGCGAUGAUGACAUGCUGGGGGGAGAGAGUGAGCGGGCCCAGGUCGAGGCGGCCAGCAUUGACAGCGCCCUGCUUCCCUACGUGUCCAACAUGCUGAACGCCCCCCACACUCAGAUCUUCAUGUGCCCCCUGUGCAACAAGGUGUUUCCCAGCCCGCACAUCCUCCAGAUCCACCUCAGCACACACUUUCGCGAGCAGGAGGGUGUGCGCGCCAAGCCCGCCAGCGAUGUCAACGUGCCCACCUGCUCGAUCUGCGGCAAGACGUUCUCCUGCAUGUACACCCUGAAGCGCCACGAGCGGACUCACUCCGGGGAGAAGCCGUACACGUGCACCACGUGCGGUAAGAGCUUCCAGUACUCCCACAACCUGAGCCGACAUGCUGUGGUGCACACCCGAGAGAAGCCGCAUGCCUGCAAGUGGUGCGAGCGGCGCUUCACCCAGUCCGGGGACCUGUACCGCCACAUCCGCAAGUUCCACUGCGAACUGGUCAACUCGCUCUCGGUCAAGAGCGAAGGCCUCAACCUCCCCAACCUCCACAGGGACUGGGCCAUAGAGGAUAGUUCUCAAGAACUGUGGAAGUGAACCCUGCUGAAAUGAUCAGGACUUUGUUUUUAAGCUAAAUGAGAGAGGUGUCAGUGAAGGUUGGGCAGCGAGGUAAGGGGAGUUGGAGCAGGGGCUGUGGGUGGGAGAGGGAUCUGAAUCAGUCAUGUUUCUUGUACGUAACAUUGCAAAAUCUUGUUAAAUGGCACUUUAAUAGCACAUGAACAUGUUACUACUGUUUUCUGUUCCAGUCCUUUGUUUUAUUCUAUUCUAUUCUAUUUGUUCUGAUUUUGUUUAAAAAAAUGUAAACAUGGCCGCUGGAAUCAGUAGCCAGUGUUUAGUUAUUUUUAGAUGUCUUCUUGUGUAUAUACACAAAUGUCUAUACACUCCUUAAUCUAAGGCACACCUUCAAUGACAACCAUAUGAAGUGUUCAGGUAAUACACACUGAAGUGAAAGACUAUUAGAAUACACUAAACGGGUACUGUGAUCAUGAAUAUAUACCAGUACGCAUACAUGUGUGUAUGAAUACAUGUGUGUAUAGUGCACUACUCUAAUUUCAUUAUCACAUUUCAUCUGUGUGUGUGUGUGCGUUUGGAAUUGUUUUGCUCUGCAAAGAGGUCUGAUCUAAAUAGCUACAAGCUUCUGCUCCUUAAGCUCUUGUACAUUUUGACUUGUGAUAGGAAACUUGACUGAUGAAAGACAAAUGGCACUCAUGCAAUGUACAGUUUCAUUUUUCACAUUAAUUGGAAGUAUUUUCUAAAACCCUUUAUAAAUGAUUAUUUUAGAAUUUCUUAAAUCUCUAUUUGCAGCUUUUAAAUAUCCUUUGUUGAACCGAAUGUAAUUUAAGUUGGCUGUAUUCUAUAGGUUUCCGUAGUGAUUAUAUGGAUUUAUUUUUUGGAAAAUGGGAUCUGUUAUUGCAUGAAGUCCAACCUGUAUAUUUGAAAUGUGAAUUGCUGUAUUACUGUACACUGUAAUUGAACAAAUAUAGAACAGACUAUGUGAAUACUCCAAGGGUGCAGUCUGUUAAAAAAACUGAAUAUUACAGCUAUGGAAAAUGCAUGAAUAUGAUUUAUUGACCUUUUGUUGUUGUUGUUUUUUGCAUUUGAGGAGUGUAUUUUAAAUUAACUAAUUCUAUUCUUAAGUAGUUGAUUUAUUUUCUCUGCUCCUUUUGAGAGUCCGUUGGGACUCCUUUGAAAUGUUCUGCUGGGCUGUGAAGAUUUUUUGUCAAUGUACUGGUCUUGAGUUUGAGUUUGUGUAGCGGUAUGUGAGGUGAAGCUUGUCGUCAGACAGACAGAGGUGGGCAGUGUGGGCUGAAUGCCAACAGUGACCUAACUAACGAACUAAUCUACAGAAGAUCUCCACUAGUGUGUUUGCCUCCCGUCCACACAGCACUUCGUCACAGUCUACUCUGCUGCAUGGUGGUCAGGGAGCUAAGGUUCCCAACUGCUGUAUCUAUCCAGUUGACGUUCUUCUUUGGUAUUUUGUGCUCUCUCAUUGACAUGAAGUAAGCAUUGUGGGUAAUUGAUUUAUUUAUAUUUUCAUUUGGCACUUGUUUCUAACUGUGCGGCCAAUGAAAAUGCGUCACACUUUUCUAUCUGAGGUAUGAGAGAGAGAGAGAGAGAGAGCG
Molecule: messenger RNA, 5478 nt
Organism: Coregonus sp. 'balchen'
Lineage: Eukaryota; Metazoa; Chordata; Actinopteri; Salmoniformes; Salmonidae
Source: the annotation of a GenBank genome assembly